Pyricularia grisea is the source of this 243-nucleotide messenger RNA. RefSeq lists its product as uncharacterized. Lineage: Eukaryota; Fungi; Ascomycota; Sordariomycetes; Magnaporthales; Pyriculariaceae. The transcript has 2 exons. The record is from RefSeq and is a predicted model, not a curated record. The coding region runs from base 1 to 243 and encodes 80 amino acids. Gene Ontology annotation, molecular function: protein binding.
AUGAGGGAGAAGCUUACAAAUCCGAUGCUCUGCAUGAGGCUUGUGACAGAGGCUAUGAAACACGGGGUAGAUGCCAAUGGCUAUUGGCUUGAAAACGAGGGCGAGGACGCCGCUCCACUUCAUGUGGCGUGCCAACACGGCCAUGAAGCUAUUGUUCAAGUGCUACUUGAAGCUAAGGCUGAUCCCAACAGGCCUUCCAGGAUGAAACGUCGUUCUAAAUGGGAAGCCCGUCGUUACCGAUGA